CGGUCCUACUCUAAAAUAGAAUGAAACAAAUCGAAACCAUUUAUUUCAUAUGAUAUACUUAUUGUCUAUUUGCGAUUUAAGUCAAUAAAAUAUAAAGUGUAAAACAAUUUUCAAUUUGUUACGCGACUUGCAAGUGCAGUGUUAACGAAUUUUCUCUUUGACUACACAAAUAUUAAUGGUUGAAAUGAACUGUAUCGGUGUUUAAUAUAAAUAUUAAAAUAGCGUGUUGAUUAUGGCUGCGCAUCACUAUACCGUCGAGGUUGGCGAUACUAAUUUCACAAUUUUGAGUCGGUACAUUAAAUUAAGGCCUAUAGGAUCUGGUGCUCAAGGCAUUGUUUGUGCUGCAUAUGACACGAUUACCGAGCAAAACGUCGCUAUAAAAAAGCUAUCUCGUCCAUUCCAAAAUGUGACGCAUGCCAAGAGAGCUUAUAGAGAAUUUAAACUAAUGAAACUGGUGAACCAUAAGAAUAUUAUCGGUUUGCUUAAUGCCUUCACUCCCCAACACAAUUUGGAAGAAUUUCAGGAUGUUUACCUUGUGAUGGAGCUAAUGGAUGCUAAUUUAUGUCAAGUUAUUCAAAUGGAUUUAGAUCAUGAUCGAAUGUCUUACUUGCUUUACCAAAUGCUAUGUGGAAUAAAGCAUUUACAUUCCGCUGGAAUAAUACAUAGAGAUUUAAAACCUUCCAAUAUAGUUGUUAAGGCCGACUGCACUCUAAAAAUUUUGGACUUUGGACUUGCGCGUACAGCUGGAACUACAUUUAUGAUGACACCUUAUGUCGUAACUAGAUACUAUAGAGCUCCGGAAGUCAUUUUGGGUAUGGGAUAUACCGAAAACGUUGACAUUUGGUCAGUGGGCUGUAUCAUGGGUGAGAUGAUAAGGGGUGGAGUUCUAUUUCCUGGAACUGAUCAUAUUGAUCAGUGGAACAAAAUAAUUGAGCAAUUGGGUACACCGUCCCCAUCAUUUAUGCAGCGUCUGCAACCAACUGUUCGUAAUUACGUGGAGAAUCGUCCAAGAUAUACAGGAUAUUCGUUUGAUAGGCUUUUUCCUGAUGGUCUGUUUCCUAAUGACAGUAGUCAAAAUAGUCGAAGGAAGGCUUCUGAGGCAAGGGACCUUCUCAGUAAGAUGCUGGUAAUUGACCCUGAGCAGAGAAUAUCAGUAGACAGAGCUUUACAGCAUGAAUACAUUAAUGUAUGGUACGACGCUGAAGAAGUUGACGCUCCUGCUCCAGAGCCAUAUGACCAUAGCGUCGAUGAGAGGGAGCAUACUGUUGAACAGUGGAAGGAGCUUAUUUAUGAAGAAGUAAUGGACUACGAGGCGCACAAUACAAGUAAUAUUAACCGAUAGAGCAAAAUUAAUUUGUU
This is a messenger RNA of Drosophila virilis, 1359 nucleotides long. RefSeq names its product mitogen-activated protein kinase dJNK (gene bsk). The record is from RefSeq and is a predicted model, not a curated record. Gene Ontology annotation, biological process: protein phosphorylation; JNK cascade. Gene Ontology annotation, molecular function: ATP binding; JUN kinase activity. Gene Ontology annotation, cellular component: nucleus; cytoplasm. NCBI's taxonomy places the organism in Eukaryota, Metazoa, Arthropoda, Insecta, Diptera, Drosophilidae.